Molecule: messenger RNA, 1221 nt
Organism: Cyclopterus lumpus (lumpfish)
Lineage: Eukaryota; Metazoa; Chordata; Actinopteri; Perciformes; Cyclopteridae
Product: gap junction alpha-3 protein-like
Exons: 4
Coding region: 1-1221 (406 amino acids)
Biological process (GO): cell communication
Cellular component (GO): connexin complex
Source: RefSeq, a predicted model, not a curated record
AUGGGUGACUGGAGCUUUCUGGGGCGGCUGUUGGAGAAUGCUCAAGAACACUCCACUGUGAUUGGAAAGGUUUGGCUGACCGUCCUCUUCAUCUUCCGCAUCUUGGUGCUGGGCGCAGCAGCCGAGGAGGUUUGGGGCGACGAGCAGUCCGACUUUACUUGUAACACGCAGCAGCCCGGUUGCGAGAACGUCUGCUACGACGAGGCCUUUCCCAUCUCCCACAUCCGCUUCUGGGUGCUGCAGAUCAUCUUUGUCUCCACGCCCACCCUCAUCUACCUGGGCCAUGUGCUGCACAUCGUCCGCAUGGAGGAGAAGAGGCGGGAGAGGGAGGAGGAGCUCAGAAAGGCCGGGAGGCACCAGGAGGACCACGAUCCCCUCUAUCACAACGGAGCGAGAGGAGGUGGCGGGAAGAAGGAGAAGCCGCCGAUUCGCGACGAGCACGGGAAGAUCCGCAUCCGCGGGGCGUUGCUGAGGACCUACAUCUUCAACAUCAUCUUCAAGACUCUGUUUGAGGUGGGCUUCAUCCUGGGACAGUACUUCCUCUACGGCUUCCACCUGAGGCCGCUCUAUAAAUGUGGCCGCUGGCCCUGCCCCAAUACUGUGGACUGCUUCAUCUCCAGGCCCACUGAAAAGACAAUCUUCAUCAUCUUCAUGCUGGUGGUUGCCUGUGUCUCCCUGCUCCUCAACCUGCUGGAGAUCUACCACCUGGGCUGGAAGAAAGUCAAGCAGGGGGUCACCAAUGAGUUCGCCCCCGGCGGUGAGUCGCCGCUGCCGAAUGGGGACAAGCCUGGGGACGCGGAGACGAUCCCUGAGCAGACCUCUCCGCCAGCGCUGGACUGUUUGCCGGCGUACGUGACCGUGGUGGGGGUUGGGGCAGAAGAGGGAGGAGCCUACACUCCGACUGUAUCCCCCCCAGCAGUGAUGUCCUUAAAUGCCGCCUCUAUGCCCGCCAGAUUCAAGAUGGAUGCCCCGUUGUUCCACACAGAUGACUACCUGUUCGAGGCGCUGCCCACUUCUUUUUACGGUGAGAAAGAGGCGGUGGAUGAGGCGGUGGAUGAGGAAAACACGUCACCUUCUAUGGCCCCCCAUGACGACUUCACCGUGGUUACCAGGGCGGAGAUGCAUCCGCCUCCUGCUUCCGCCGCGAGAGAAGUCCUGAAGCCAAGUCGGCCCAGCAAGAGCGGUGGCACCCGAGCUCGCCCCGACGACCUGGCGGUGUAG